Molecule: messenger RNA, 1825 nt
Organism: Aethina tumida (small hive beetle)
Lineage: Eukaryota; Metazoa; Arthropoda; Insecta; Coleoptera; Nitidulidae
Gene: ash2
Product: set1/Ash2 histone methyltransferase complex subunit ASH2
Exons: 9
Coding region: 77-1801 (574 amino acids)
Cellular component (GO): Set1C/COMPASS complex
Molecular function (GO): transcription cis-regulatory region binding; protein binding
Source: RefSeq, a predicted model, not a curated record
AAAAGUCGCAUCUAUUGGUUCUCGACUUGGCUAAGAGCGCUAAAUUAACCUUAAACUACAUUUUUUUGAUAAUUCAAUGUUUAUGGCCGAAGACACCGAUUCCAGCAAAACUGGAAGUCCGCCUUCUGAUAAAACACCACCUGACACAUUAGAAGACAAACAAAUGACUGUCUCAAAUGAGGCGGACAAAACAAAUGAAGCGGAUAAAAAUGACAAGAAAACAAUUGAACAACAAAGCACCAACUGCUAUUGUGGUAAGGAACGAAACCUCAACAUUGUGGAAUUGUUGUGUGCUAAUUGCAAUAGGUGGUUCCAUGAAUCCUGCAUUGGUUACCAACUCGGAAAACUGGUACAAUUCUUGACAAAUUACAUAUUCCUUUGCAAAAAUUGUUCACCAACUGGUUUGGAGAGCUUCAAAAAAAGUCAAGCACAGAUUUCACAAAUGUGUGUAACAGCAAUAGCAAACUUACAACAGGCCAGUUUAAAAGAUGGCACAGUGAAAACCAUGUUCAACAGGGAAAAAGAAAUUGUGCCGUACAUAGACUAUCAUUGGGAAGCACUCACAACAACUUCUAGAAGAGUGACGCAAUCAUGGCAUGUGACGGUGACUAAGGCCUUAAUAAAGGAUAUACACUUGUUGUUUGUGUUUGAGGAUCAUCCUACUGAAGGGCAACUUUAUGGAUUAAUCAACACAGAUUUGACUCAGAUCAAGCCAAAUUAUGAGGCUAUGAUCAGAAGUGGAACAUUGAAAAUGACUGAUAUGGGCAUUCAACAUGUUCCAGUGGCUGGAGGAGUUAAGUCCAGGAAUGCGAAAAGGAAAUUUCCAGGCGAUUUGGGUGGUCAGGGCAAGAAGGGCAGAGGUGUAGACCUUGGCGUUCCUAAACUACCCUCCCACGGCUACCCGCUCGACCAUCCGUUUAACAAAGAUGGGUACCGAUAUCUACUGGCGGAACCUGAUCCUCAUGCACCUUUCCGUCAGGAAUUCGAUGAAAGUUCCGACUGGGCGGGUAAACCGAUACCGGGAUGGUUGUAUCGCACUUCCGUCCCCGGUACUUGUUUGUUAGCAUUGCAUGACAGGGCGCCUCAGUUGAAAGUGUCAGAGGAUCGGUUAGCGGUGACUGGGGAAAAAGGAUACUCGACAGUUAGAGCCACACAUGCGGUGGCUAAGGGAUGUUGGUAUUGGGAGGCCACGAUCGAAGAGAUGCCUGAAGGCUCCGCCACACGUUUGGGUUGGGGACAGGAUUACGCAAAUCUGCAGGCGCCACUGGGCUAUGACAAGUUUGGAUAUUCGUGGCGGUCCCGCAAGGGCACCAGGUUCCACGAGUCAGCUGGUAAACAUUAUGGUUCUGGUUAUGGCGAGGGCGACACGCUUGGAUUUAUGAUUAUGCUACCGCAAGACACCAACACGCGUCUUGUGCCAAACACUUACAAAGACCGGCCUCUUGUCAAAUUUAAGAGUCAUUUGUAUUAUGAAGACAAGGACAAUGUUCAAGAACGUCUAAAGUCGUUGAAGUCUUUACCAGAAAGUAAAAUACUAUUUUUCAAAAAUGGAGAAUGUCAGGGUGUUGCUUUUGAGGGCGUGUACCAGGGUGUUUAUUAUCCGGCCUUAUCCAUACAUAAAAGUGCAACAGUCUCAGUUAAUUUUGGACCCAAUUUCAAAUUUCCACCUUCUUUAACUGAAUACAAUUAUAAGCCAAUGUCAGAGAAAGCAGAAGAGGCAAUCUGUGAACAAACGAUGGCAGACUUAAUUUAUUUGACAGAGAAUGAAGGGAAACUUCGAUUAGAUAGUUUUGUAUCAUGACAGUAAUAAAUGCUUUUUCUUUUA